Messenger RNA from Lates calcarifer (barramundi perch), 4838 nucleotides. RefSeq names its product B2 bradykinin receptor. NCBI's taxonomy places the organism in Eukaryota, Metazoa, Chordata, Actinopteri, Centropomidae. Gene Ontology annotation, cellular component: membrane. The transcript is spliced from 2 exons. Gene Ontology annotation, biological process: immune response; neutrophil chemotaxis; response to mechanical stimulus. The record is from RefSeq and is a predicted model, not a curated record. Bases 2748 to 3836 code for a protein of 362 amino acids. Gene Ontology annotation, molecular function: bradykinin receptor activity.
GGGAAAGUUAGGCAGAAGAAGGACAAGACAUCAGCACUGAAGAUGUGUCAACAGAUGAGAGGAAAUUAGGGGUGUGGCCAUUUUAAUGCAAUGAUUCAUAAUAGGCUCUCUCACUCAUGAUAUCCUAUUGACAUUUUGUACCACUUCUACUGUAUCUGCCAUUCUAACCCUUAUGUCAUGAGUGUUCUUUCAUUGAAAAUGUUGUCAGUAUUAACACAAUAACAACACUGCUACAUAAUUAGACAGCUGUCUGAUUGUGUUUUAUGUUGCAAAAGUAAUGGGUAAAAAUAAUGGAAGUAACAUACAAAAGAGAUGAAAACAGAGUUUACAAUCUCAAUAUGACACUGUAAUGGUCUGUUUAUCCAUGUGCAUUUUCUGUGGCUAUACAGUAUGUGUCUGACUGUCUCUCUGUACUGUAAAAUGGUGUUACUCUCAUUGACUUGUGAUGAUUUAAUGCUGAACACCUGAAAAACAAACCGACUAUGUGAUAUUUCUUCCUUCUGUCUGACAUUGUAAGUCUUGAAUUUUCUUUUCCUUUCCUUCUAAAAAGCAAAUUUCAACCUGCUAACCUAAGAGACUUACCACCUACACACUGUGUGUACAUUUGCGUGCUUGUAUAAUAUGUUGCUUUGUACUGUUUAUUUACUCCAUCACAGUAACCUGAGGAGCACUGACUCUCACAGUCUCUUCACAGUGUGAAUACAUUUCACUGUAUCUGAAACAACUUAUGUUUAUCAACUGUACAGCUAUCUGUAUAAUUAACUUAAUGUAACACCUGGAUUGGCAUAAGAAAACUGUAUUGCACACACAGUGAUGGUAGAUAGUGGUAGUCUAAGGGGACUGUCACAUCAGGAACUCAGCCAAUAUCCCAGUACACUUGAUCCCAAAGUCCUGUUUGCAGGCACAGUUCAUUCGACAAUUGUACCCAGUCACAAAGCAAUUGUACCUGAUAUGAAAACACGCUAAGCUGAACUAAAAUGUUGAAAACUAUCAUGGAUUUUUUCAAUGAAGAGCUUUGGAAUAAUUUUGCAGUUGGCCUUAAUUUUCUCUAACAGUAAUAACACUGCAUUUAGCAGACAGCUGUAAAAGCAGAAACAUCACUAAAACUGAGUCAGACUGGCCAAGAAACUCAAGCACGCAGGUUACUUAAAAUCUGUAAGACUGUUUGCCAGCUCCUGGCUCUGGCUCAGUGCCCACACUCUUUUUUUUUUUACUGAUGUUGCUGAGUUCCCAGUGUUUAGCAAUGAACUUUGCUGAGAACAAUAUUUUUAUGGCCGACUGGAAGAAUUGCUAUGAAAGUAAGAUGAAAAAAGUUAUGCUUUUAAAGCAGAAAUGUGUUUACGUAUCAUAUAUUGGGAAAAUGUUGUAUGAAGCCUCCAGAAGGAGCUGUGUGAGUGAUUGUUGAGGCUAACGACAGAAGAAAAGAAUCUGGGGAUGUGGAGUUAGAACUCUGCACCCUGCUCCUCAUCAUUGUUUGAGGCCAGUAGCUUGAGGAUAAAAUUUGAAGAAUGCUCAGAGGAGAUUCUAUUUCAUUCAACCCAACAAAGGUCACUGUGACAAUUUUGUUUGGUCAGGGUCAAACCUUGUUUGUCCAUAACAUAGCUUCUCCUGGUAACUGUACUAUGUCUGAUUACACUGUGCUACAAGUGUUCAAAUACAAUGUUCAUCGUAAUCAAAAUUAAAAAGAAUAAAACUCCAUCUUUUUUCCCAGAAUAUUUCACUUAUUUUCACUGUUGCCCAGAUUCAAACUCUCCUAUAAAAAGAAGUUUAAAAAUAAGAAAAGCUUCCACACAGUCCAGCACUUGCAACAAGCCUUUAUUUUGUAAACAAUGAUUUAAUACAAAUUAGAAUUACUGCCUUGUAAUUGUAUGCCUCUGCCAACCAGUCCAGUUGCAGUUAAUGCGUGAAUUCCUGAUGGUCAAAAGUGGUUAUUGUUUUGUGUGGUCACAAUGACCUUAAAUAACCAAAACCGAACCAGUUCAUCCUUGAGUCCAAAUGAACAUUUGUGUCAAAUUUGAAGAAAAUCCUCUGAGGUAUUUCCUGGGUAUUUCUACUGAAUUGUUAAUAGCAUCUUCCAAUCUCAUAGUAUUCAUAGAGGAACUGAUGGCCAUUUAAAUGCCACUAAUGUCAGUUUACAAACUUCCUACAUCCAGGUCAAGUGUUUAACAAAACAACCAUCACUCUAUUUUCUUCUGCUUGUGCAGGGUCAGGUUACAGUGGCGUCAGGCUAAGCAGGGAGUUCCAGAUGUCCCUUUCCCCAGCAACAUUUUCCUGGGGGAUAUGAGGCGUUCCCAGGCCAGAUUAGCAAAUAUAAUCCCUCCAGUGAGCUUUCUGUCUUCUCCGGGUCUGCUCCCAGUUGGAUGCACCGGAAAAACUUCAAAGAAGUAAUAAAACAGCACUGACCCUAAACGUGCAUUGUUGAGAAUGAACAUCUCUGAGAUUGAAGCAUUGAAAAAACAUGAAUUAUUUAGAAACAAACUAUCUAAAGACUGCAAACAGUGACACAGACUGUGUACAACACUAAAAAAACUUUUUUAAAAAAGAGGAAGGAAUAAAGAGGGAAGGAGGCGCAAUCAGGCAUGUCAACUGAUAUUUCCAAGGAUUUUAUAUGACAUCACUUCAGUAUUAGUUCACUGUCUCCUUUAAGAGAGCAAGUCAGAGACAGACAGCAGACAGUAGCAUAAGGGACUGAAAGAGUCUAACUUGGUAUCUUGACAUUUUAUAUUUGGACUUCCUCAAGAGAAACAAUGACUUCUCUGCCUACAAGCAUCCCUACUACCUUCAGCCCUGUGGCCACACAUGAAGACCAAAACAGCACAAAUGCCACUCAUUGUCUGAAAGAAACCAAGGAGUGGACCUACGCUGUGGUGCCAAUCUAUAUCCUGGUCAUCGCUGUUCUGGGAAUCAUCUUUAAUGUGUUUGUCCUGAUGGUAUUCUGUCUCCACAAGAAGGCAUGCACCGUGCCUGAGAUCUACUUGAGCAACUUGGCUGCUGCUGACCUUGUCCUGGUCUCCUGUUUGCCCUUCUGGGCUGUGAGUGCAGCCAGAAAAUUCAACUGGCCUUUUGGUGGUUCCCUGUGCAAACUGGUCAAUCUCUCCAUCACAAUGAAUGUCUACUGCAGCAUCUACUUCCUGGUUCUGGUCAGCAUAGAUCGUUACAUGGCACUGGUGCACCCGCUGUCUCAUGAAAGACUGCGUAGGCCAAAGUUUGCAAAACUGGGUUGUCUGCUGGUGUGGGCUUUGGGCUUGCUCCUGAGUGUCCCCACACUCAUCUACAGAGAAGUGAAAUAUUUCUCUGGCAUCAACGCCACAGUAUGCUAUCUUAAUUACCCAAGUCCCACUGUACAGCUGCUGACUGAGGGGAUGCUGACCAUGUUGAGUGUCAUCAUCCCCAUUUCUAUUAUUUCCUUCUGCACUUUCAAGAUUAUUCAAGCUCUGAAUAACCGGUUAAUGAAGAGCUCAAACAGUCAGAAAAAAGAGCAGAAAGCCACCACUCUGGUCCUGGCAGUCCUUGUGGCAUUCCUGAUCUGUUGGGUACCAUUUCACCUGGUGAAGAUAAUAGAGUGGCUUAUGAGAGCUAAAGUCUUGAGAGGGUGCAAACUUGGCACUGUCGUAGACAUCUGCAAACAGAUUUUUAUUUACCUAGCCUUCUUCAACAGUGUUCUCAACCCCAUCCUCUACGUUAUUGUAGGGAAAAACUUCAGGAGAAAAGUUAAGGAACUCUUCAAGCAGCGGAGCCUUAAGAGAAGGGCAACCCUCAGCCUCACCUCCACACGCACAUCUCUGUCGAGAAGUGUUAAAGCAGCAGAUUUCACAGGCCUGUCUGAAAGACUGUGAUCCUUUAAUAAGUUAGAUUAUUUUUUCAUAAGUUGCUCCAGGUGGACCAUGAUCCAGGGCUUUGGCUAAAAGGAGGUAGAAUGUUGGUUUCAGUGGCACUGGUGUAUACUGUCACAUUACAAAAAACCCUCCUUCACCCACUCACACACUGGUCUCACACUUUAAAAUUCACUUUUAUGUCAGUGUAUCUGACCUUUCACAAGAUGUUUCAUCUGGGCAGCACUUAAGGAAGAAAGUUAGACAGAGGGAGGACAAGACAUCAACACUGAAGCUGUGUCAAUAGACCAGAGGAGAUUAAGGGUGUGGUUUAAUGCAGUGGAUCAGAUUUUUCCCUCUCUCGUGACAUCCUGUUGACAUUUGUACCACUUCUGGAGAAACUUUACAGGAUAUGGGUCUCAAAUUACAAAUAACAUUCUAAUAAUUAUGCCUCAAUUUCUGUUUAACUGUAAAAGCUUUUGGUAUCAACACAAUAACAACACUGCAACAUAAUUAAACAGUACUGCCAGAAUGUGAUUUAUAUUGCAUAGGGCUCUGUGUGUCUGCCUGUUUCUCUGUACUGUUACAUGGUGUUAUUCUGACUUGUUACUACUGACUUGUGAUAGUUUAAUGCUGAACACCUGAAAAACAAACCUGCCAUAUUGUAUGUCUAUGUAAUAUUUUAUCCUUCUGUCUGACAUUGUAAUUCAUGCAUUUUCUUUUUCUUUGACUCUGAAAAGCUCAUUUUAACCUGCUAACAUGAGAGAAGUACUACUACUAUUACUACCUAUACACUGUGUGCACAUUUGCAUGUUUGUACAAUUUGUUGCUUUGUACAGUUUAUUUACCAUUCAAAGUUACAGUAACCUGAGGAGUCAGUGACUCUCACAGUCAUGCUUGUAUCUCUUUACAGUGUGAAAACACUUCAUUAUAUCUGAAACAAUUUACGUUUAUCAAUUGUAAAACUGUAUAAUUAACUUAAUGUAACACUUGGAGUGACAUAAAUAAAGUUAAAUCUUUUGUCAA